Molecule: messenger RNA, 717 nt
Organism: Fibroporia radiculosa
Lineage: Eukaryota; Fungi; Basidiomycota; Agaricomycetes; Polyporales; Fibroporiaceae
Exons: 2
Coding region: 1-717 (238 amino acids)
Source: RefSeq, a predicted model, not a curated record
AUGAGUGGUUUACAGUGGAUAGUGAAAGUUAUCAUUUUGAUGCGAUACGAAGUACAAGAACACGAACUUGCACUCAUGCGCGAAUACGAGAGUGUCAUUGUUCAACGCGAAUCCGAGGCUCUCGAUGUUGCACUAGCUGCCAGCAAUUCUCGAUCAGAGCACCUGGCUCGUGUGGGCCGGCUGCUCCGUGCUGUCAUGCGCAAACUGGGUGGAGAGGAUAUCCAAGCCUACGAGAGGAUGUCAGUCUCAGAGGGCUCAUCUGCGUUUAUGGUUGAAGUCUCAUCUUCUGCAAUUUCUGCGACUGAUCACACACGACCAGAACCCAACGAGAACAGUACCAGUACUGUUGAGGAUAAGGAGGACAGCUAUGCUGAGUUGGCGAGGGAGCUUGAUGGAGAAGAGGAGCCAGACCGUUUUCAACGACGACUUGCGGCAGCAGAGUGGGCUCUCGAACGCGAGAGCGAGCUUGCGCGGUUAGAACAGGAGAACGAAGAGCUUCGGAGGUUGUUAAAAGGAGUCCUCAAUGCAGAUGCCUCUGCUGCUCUCCCUGCUCCGGCAGUCCCCCGUCCUGAACCUCCUAGCGGAGAGCGUGUCCAAUCAGGGAGAACAUCACCAGCGUUGUCGACUUCCUCUUCCGGUACGGUGCGACGGCAGCUCGGUGGGCCGGCGGGGACAGUUGGCCCAUUUGGGACGUACAAGAAGCGGGUAUCAGGUUAA